AUCAAAAUUGGGAAGGACGCUGUCACACUUGACCAGAAGAGCUCCAAUCCUAUUCACAGGAAAAUGACAAAAAGUUGGAAUCCUGGCAAGACUCAAGGCAUAUAAAAGGCUUUUGCAAGGCUGCAAAGAAGGUGCAGUAGAAGUUUUUGCAAAUAGUUCAAGUGGUGCUGACCUGCUUGUACUUUGAGCAAUGUGACCAGUCACUGCUCACUUAAAUAUAGUAACAGCGCACACAGCCGCUCACUCUCAUCACAAGACAACACGGUGCUAACAUAGCCGAGAUUAACGUUUGAAGCGAUUUCACAGGUGAAUAUGAGAUUUGAGUUAGAAAGAGUAUCCAGAACAACACUCGGUCGGACAAGCCAACUCACUCUCAAAAGCUCAACUACUUUCAUCUUCAAAAGGUCACAAGGAGACGACGUGGCAACCAAAGUGUGGAUUUGAAAUCAUUAAUGAUGAAGGACGAGGACGAAGAGGACGCAGCCAUGCAGUACAUGAUUCAACAAAGUCUGCUGGAAGCUAACAAACACAAGCAAGACUGCACAAGUCCCACAUCAACACACAACUCAAAGGGUGCAGACAGCAUGUCCAUAUUCACCGCCAUCAGGCAAGGGCGUGAGAAGCUGGUGGAGGAUCUGAGCGUCAACCACAAAGAGGUCUUCCUCCAGACGGACAGCCGAGGAUGGACGCCCCUCCACGAGGCUUCUGUCCAGAGCAGCCGAGCCAUCCUGGAGCUCACCUACGCAGCGUCAGGUGACGACGCGGCAGAUCAUCAAACAGCGCGUGGCGAGACGCCGCUCUUCCUGGCCGUGGAGCGAGGCCUCGUGGACAACGCCGACUUCCUCCUCGGCCACGGGGCACGGCCUGACACGCAGAACCGAGACCAGGACUCGCCGCUGCUCAUAGCUGUGCGUUCGGGUUGCACGGACCUGGCCCGCCGGCUACUCCAGAGGGGCGCGGCCGUCAACCAGGAGAGCCAACACAACCGGCGGCCCCUCCAUGAGGCCUCGCGGCUGGGUGACGCGGAGAUGGCCAGCCUGCUGCUGGAAGCCGGGGCCGCACUGGACGCGCGCAGCCGCUUCGGUCUCACGCCGUUGGCUCUGGCCGCUCAGGCGGGACAUCUGCAGGUGAUGGAACUGCUCCUCAGGAAAGGAGCAGACGUGCUGUCCCAGGCUCAGGACGAGGCGUCGGUGCUGUACGAGGCGUGCGCCGGUGACAACGUGUCGGCCUUGGAGCUUCUGCUGGAAUACGGCGCCGACGCCAACGUGGCCAAGCAGAGCGGCCACCUGCCCAUCCACCGCGCCGCGCACAGGGGCCACCUGCAAGCUCUGAUGCUGCUGAUUCCAGUAACUUCCAUGGAAGACAUUAACAACAGUGGCAUGAGCCCUCUACACUCUGCGGCUGCUGGGGGACACCCGCGCUGCAUCAAGGCCCUGCUGGACAGGGGUUUCGACCCCAACUACAUGUUGCAUCCGUGCGUGCGUCGCGGCUACGACGACGAGAGGAAGUCGGCGCUUUUCUUCGCCGUGUCCAAUAACGACGUCGCGUCAGUACGUCUCCUGCUGGAGGCUGGCGCCGUGACUAAUCAGGACCCCGUCAAGUGUCUGCAGGUGGCUUUGCGUCUUGGCAACUACGAGUUGCUCAAAAUGUUGCUGCGGUACGGCGCCAACGUCAACUUUUACUCCAGAAUCAACACCACGCACUUCCCCUCGGCCUUGCAGUACGCGCUCAACGAUGAGGUGGUUGUGAGGAUGCUGUGUAACUAUGGCUACCACGUGGAGCGUUGCUUCGAGUGUCCCUAUGGCAACGGGUCGCACGUGCCCGAUGACUACGAAGGCUGGACCGACACUGUCAUUAAAGACACUAUGUUCUGCGAGGUGAUCACCUUGUCGUGGUUGAGGCACCUGUCUGGUCACGUGGUCCGGGUUCUGCUGGACUACGUGGAUCACGUCAACAUGUGCAGCAAACUGAAGGCGGCCGUCAUGGAGCAGCAGCAGUGGGGCGACAUUUGCAGGCUGCAAGAAAACGCUCGCUGCCUGCAGCAUCUUUGCCGCCUGCGCAUCCGCCGCUGCCUGGGCCGGCUGCGUCUGCGCUCGCCCGUCUUCAUGAGCUUCCUGCCUCUGCCCACGUCGCUCAAGAACUACAUCCUGUACCGCGAGUACGACCUGCACGGCCAACUCAACAAUGAACGCACAUCCUCAUGACUCAUCCAUUUGCUGCAAACCACACAGUCACACGUUUCCAUCGUGUCAAUCUUGUCAAGCAUGUGAUCAAGUCAUGAAACCCCAAAAUAGUGUCGCAUUUGAGCAUCAUCAGGUCAAAACUCAAAUGUACAACAAAAUACAGCAAACUACACUGCAAAUGAAAAGUCAUCGUGAUACUUCAACUCAAAGUAAUGACAAAACGUUUUUCCUUUCAGACCUCUCAUAUGAAGCACAAUUCAAAUUUUGAUACUGACAUGACUUUUUACCUUAAGAAAAUACAACAGGAAGCCAAAACCA
Syngnathus acus (greater pipefish) is the source of this 2501-nucleotide messenger RNA. RefSeq names its product dynein heavy chain 12, axonemal-like. The transcript has 13 exons. The coding region runs from base 453 to 2204 and encodes 583 amino acids. Gene Ontology annotation, molecular function: protein binding. Gene Ontology annotation, biological process: intracellular signal transduction. NCBI's taxonomy places the organism in Eukaryota, Metazoa, Chordata, Actinopteri, Syngnathiformes, Syngnathidae. The record is from RefSeq and is a predicted model, not a curated record.